AUGGUGAGUUUCACGGCACGCCGGAGUGAGCCGGAGCUGGUGGCACCGGCACGGCCGACGCCACGCGAGACCAAGCUCCUCUCCGACCUCGAUGACCAGUGGACGCUGCGCUUCUACGAGUCCGUCGUCGGCUUCUUCCGCAGCCCACCACCGGGAAAAGAAAACAGAGCCGGCGCCGGCGGCGGCAACAACGUGGCCAAGGCUCUCAAGGCGGCUCUUGCGGGGGCUCUGACGCACUAUUACCCCAUCGCCGGUCGCCUGCGGAAGCUCCCCGGAGGAAACAAGCUGGCGGUGGACUGCACUGCGGAAGGCGUGGUGUUUGUGGAGGCGGCCGCGGACGUGCGGCUGGAGGAGCUCGGCGAGCCGUUGCUGCCGCCGUACCCGUGCGUCGAGGAGUUCCUUGGAGACGCUGGCGACCCUAGAGACGUUGUUGGCAAGCCUUUGCUCUACAUGCAGGUGACACAACUCAAAUGUGGAGGAUUUGUCAUUGGACUUCACAUGUGCCAUUGCAUUGCUGAUGGAUUUGGUAUUCUUCAAUUUAUCAAAUCUAUAGCUGAUUUUGCUUGUGGUGAAUUGGUUCCUACCACUUUACCGGUGUGGAAAAGAGAUGUUUACACAGCACGAAUCCCACCAUCCAUGGACCAUAUCUACCCGGCAUAUAAACCCUUUCUUUGUGGGUUGGACCGUACGGGGGAUGAUGUAAUGCUAUCAACUCAACCAGAAAACAUGGUAGUGCAAUAUUUCUUCUUUGGUCCAAGAGAAAUAGAAACUCUAAGAAGCCACAUCCAAGGACAACUCUCCAAAUCCGCCACAACGUUUGAGCUGAUUACAGCUGUCAUGUGGCGUUGCCGCACAUUGGCACUGGGUUAUGGGUCUUGUCAGAAAGUGCGUGUCAUGUUUACUCUAAAUUCCCGUGGAAGAAGCAUAAAUAGUGAUACCCCCUUACCACGUGGUUACUAUGGGAAUGCACAUUUCUCUCCUAUGGUUGAAGCCACGGUUGAUGAGUUGACUGGAAAGCCACUCGCUCAUAUACUUGAGCUUAUGCGCAAAGCUAAGUUGGACACCACGAUGGAUUGCAUGGAGUCUAUGGUGGAUCUGAUGGCAUUAUGGAGAGAGCAACCACCUUUUGGCAUGGACAGAGUGUAUGAGGUUAGUGAUACGAAAUGGAUUGGGGGCGGCAAUGCACUUCGGCUCGGGAAGGCUGAGCUGAUCGCUGCCGGUACACCCCUUGCGGGGGACCUUGUUUCAAAAUUAAUAAGCUAUCAUACACGAUGCAAGAAUGAAGACGGUGAGGACUCAACUGUUGUAUCUCUCUUACUGCCAAAACCAGCAAUGGAGAGGUAUACAAAGGAGAUGUCGGUUUGGUUGAGAUGA
Messenger RNA from Brachypodium distachyon (stiff brome), 1374 nucleotides. Its product is annotated as acyl transferase 1. The record is from RefSeq and is a predicted model, not a curated record. Bases 1 to 1374 code for a protein of 457 amino acids. The transcript has 2 exons. Lineage: Eukaryota; Viridiplantae; Streptophyta; Magnoliopsida; Poales; Poaceae.